Molecule: messenger RNA, 456 nt
Organism: Cryptosporidium muris RN66
Lineage: Eukaryota; Apicomplexa; Conoidasida; Eucoccidiorida; Cryptosporidiidae
Exons: 1
Coding region: 1-456 (151 amino acids)
Source: RefSeq, a predicted model, not a curated record
AUGAGUAAGAAUAAAAAGAAUAAAGAGUUUCAUAAUCAAGAUAAUAUGAGAAAUAUAUUUAAUGAGACAAUUAGAGAUAUAAGGAAGUUGGUAUAUCCUCAUCUAGGGAAAUUUCAAAGGCAACAAUAUGAAGAUAUACAAGCUAAAGCACUUGGAUUUAGAACUCGGAAGUCACAGAAAAUGCCCUUACCAGAAUUAUUAGCUCGCAAAAAGGCUACAAAAAAGCAUAUUGAAGCAAGAAAAGCUUUAGAAAAUGAGUUAAAUGUAUCCUUGAUGGUAGGAAAAAGUGCCAAUAUUAUGGAGGCUGAACGUUUAAAUAAGCUUGAAAAACGUGAGAAGCGUAAUAAAAGAAAAUAUUCGAAUAAUAUAAGUGGGAAAGGAGUGAGAGAGCAUAAUGGAGUGGUUCAAGUUACAAAGAAGAUGCUUAAGCAAUAUUUAAGAAAUGACAAAAUAUAA